Messenger RNA from Zygotorulaspora mrakii, 2352 nucleotides. It is a transcript of the gene YAK1, whose product is annotated as serine/threonine protein kinase YAK1. Lineage: Eukaryota; Fungi; Ascomycota; Saccharomycetes; Saccharomycetales; Saccharomycetaceae. The transcript has a single exon. Gene Ontology annotation, molecular function: protein serine/threonine kinase activity; protein tyrosine kinase activity; ATP binding. Gene Ontology annotation, biological process: peptidyl-threonine phosphorylation; peptidyl-serine phosphorylation. Bases 1 to 2352 code for a protein of 783 amino acids. The record is from RefSeq and is a predicted model, not a curated record. Gene Ontology annotation, cellular component: cytoplasm; nucleus.
AUGCAGCGAUCGGACAAUAAAGAUUACAAUGGUGAGAGUGAUAGUCAGAACAAACCAGAUCUGUGGAAUCCACUGUUUAUGGGGGAAGAAGGAGUAUCCCUGCCGAGGCAGGACCUGCAGGUGCAAGUUGAGGAGCAACAACGGGAACUAGCUCAGCGGGGGCAGCCGGUCCAACAAAACGAGCGGAUGCAACAAUCUCAGCAAAAGCAGCAGCAACAACAAGUUCAGUUUCAGCUUCAAGAUCAGCAAUACAAACCUCAGGUGAAGUUCAAUUUUGUUAACCCUUGGGGAGGUAAUGGAGAGCACACUGAUGCAGCUAUACCACUGGAUAAUGUGAUAGAAGAAGGUUUGCCUCAACCAAGGGACAGCGUGAGUAGUGAAGCAUUCAGGAGGAGGAAAUCGAGUUUAAUAAUACCUCCUGCUAGAGCGCCCGGUCCAAAUCCAUUUGAAUAUGAUGAUGUGAACCAACAUCCUAAUAUAUAUAAUGCGCAACAACCUCAGCAACAGCUAAAACAAAGGAGUGUAUUUGUACCUAAUCAACACAAUCAGCAAUCACAGCAGCGAUUAAACAGUUUGAGGUUCGUUCCAUCUUCUCUUUACACAGGGCAGGAUCCCCAUAGAAGACAAAGCGUUGCCGUUGUGAAUUAUCCUACCACUAAUAAUACUACAAAUACAAUAACGAACAAUGCAAAAACCAAACCACUUGUUAUGAGCACAGGCAACCCAGGUGCAUACCCGUACAGAAGAUUAAGCGCUUAUCCGCCGAGCACAAGUCCAACAACGUCUUUACAACCACCAUACAAGCAAUUGAGAAGAGACGGUAAUGUGCAAGUGCAAUCAAGUAGUGUAGCUACACAAAUUAUCAUUCCGCAAAUGCGUAAAUGUCGUUCCCGAUCAGAAUUGUCACCAAACUUGAACCCCAUCCCGCAGUAUAGACGUGCUUCCCUAAACUCAAAGACAAUUUCACCAUUAAUAGCAUUAACAAAAAGUCUUAUCACCACCUACUCGCUUUGUUCACCCGAAUUUUCGUACCAGACAUCAAAAAAUCCAAAGAGAGUUCUAACAAAACCGAAUGAAGCCAAAUAUAACAACGGAUAUGACAAUAUCAACAGUGAUUACAUUCUGUACGUAAAUGAUAUUUUGGGAACAGAGCAAAAUAGAAAGUAUUUGGUUCUGGAUAUACUUGGCCAGGGAACAUUUGGUCAAGUUGUUAAAUGUCAGAACGUGAUAUCUAGAGAAAUGGUUGCAGUUAAAGUUGUCAAGUCAAGAGCGGAGUAUUUGAAUCAAAGCAUCACAGAAGCUAAGAUUCUAGAACUUUUGAAUACUAAGGUUGAUCCUCUCAAUGAACAUCAUUUCUUGAGGUUACAUGAUACAUUUGUUCAUAAAAACCACCUUUGUUUGGUUUUUGAGCUAUUGAGCAAGAAUUUGUAUGAACUCCUCAAGCAGAAUCAAUUCCACGGGCUAACCAUCCAUUUAAUACGAUCGUUCACCACGCAACUGUUGGAUUCUCUCAGCGUAUUGAAAGACAGCAAACUAGUUCAUUGUGAUUUAAAGCCAGAGAAUAUUCUACUUUGUUGCCCUGAUAAGCCAGACUUAAAGAUUGUCGAUUUCGGUUCCUCAUGCGAAGAAAGAAGAACUGUAUAUACCUAUAUUCAAUCAAGAUUUUAUCGUGCUCCUGAAGUCAUUUUAGGUAUACCUUAUUCAACUAGUAUAGACAUGUGGUCUCUUGGUUGUAUUGUUGCGGAAUUAUUUCUAGGCAUACCAAUAUUCCCAGGCUCUUCCGAGUUCAACCAACUCACACGAAUUGUUAAAUGUCUAGGUUAUCCUCCAACCUGGAUGAUGGAAAUGGGAAAAAAUACCACUAAAUUUUUGAAAAAGACCGACUACGGGGAUGGAACAGCGACUAAUGAUUCAAAAAAAUAUAGAAUAAAAACUGAAGACGAAUUCAACGAAGAGUAUAAUACUAAUGAACAACCUAGUAAACAGUAUUUCAAAUGGACUACUUUACCUGAAGUCAUAAAACACUAUCGACUAUCGAAGAAGAUUAAGGGAAAUCCCAUUCUCAUUGAACAAGAAAUGCGCGACAGGGAUUGUUUAACGCAUUUCCUAGCAGGCAUUCUCAACAUAAAUCCUUUAGAGAGGUGGACACCGCAGCAGGCAGCCAUGCAUCCGUUUAUAACUCAACAACCUUUUACAGGAGAAUGGUAUCCACCUGGAUCAUUACACGGUCUCUCUUCUUCGGCUGGGGAAUCAACAUCUGGAAUCCCCAAGAGACCUAAAAACAUUAGGCACCCUUCUUUGCAAGAGGGCACUGCAAGAGAAUUCAAUAAAUUACGCAUAGUCGAGGACUAA